Molecule: messenger RNA, 1317 nt
Organism: Medioppia subpectinata
Lineage: Eukaryota; Metazoa; Arthropoda; Arachnida; Sarcoptiformes; Oppiidae
Source: the annotation of a GenBank genome assembly
AUGGUAACGGAAAUCACUUUAGGCAGUAAUAGCCCGAUAAGUAUGGAUGAAAUGCCGGUCCGUAACAGACAAUCGCCGGACAAUAACAGUCUGAAUGAGACCACUAGUAGUGAUACCAGCGCUACAAUUGCCAGCACAUCAUCGCCACCACAGGCACCGGCGUCUCAGCCCACAGACCGCUUGAUAAUCGCAGAGUCGGUCAAUACUACCGACCGCUACGAACGACGUGACCUAAUGGACGUAUUACUGGUGGAACGCAUGCGCGUCACAAACACCGACUUCGGAUUAUUUUUACUUUCUAUCGUGCUAUACCUGUGGGACGUGGCCAGUGAUAUAGUGCUAGCAAUUAAUCAUUAUCUCAAUCAAAAUUAUUGGUAUUUCGGUCUGACGCUGACGUUCAUACUUUUGCCGUCAUUAGUUUUGAUGGUAAUUAUGCGACGCUGGUAUAAUUAUUUAUAUGAAUAUCAGCCACCUGGUAAUCAGCCUCCAACACUGCCCAUUCAACCGACCACAGCCUGCGAACGCCAUACACUAACCGCGUGCCUAUGGUUGCAAUUGGGACCCAUGUAUCGACGUAUCGAUAUAUUGGUGCAUGCUCACAAAUCCAGACAACUAACUAGAUCAUGGGAAGAUAGGGCGGAGCAGUUCAAGUGUUACUCAUAUAAAAAGCGCGAGCUGAAUCGCUCGCAAAUCAUUGAGACCUUCAUGGAAGCGGCCCCUCAGCUCGUGCUUCAGCUCUAUAUCGUGGCCAUGUCUAGCACUCGGAACAUCGGUGUUCUGACAUGGGCGCGCGUAUUAGCCAUAUCGCUGUUUGCCAGCGUAUUCCCGAUUCAUCUAGCUGUGGUUUGCUGUUUGCACUAUCUGGCCAUGUUCGUAUGGACCGUAUACGUCAUGGGUGACAUAGAUGGCAAAAACAGAGCAUCUCGGAUAGCGUCGGCACCGCCCGAGACCACACCCGAUUGGCCGCCAAUCAAUUGGCCGGAUAUACCUGAGCCAAUAGGGGAGAGCCAGUCGGUGCCGGCGCCCAGGGGUGACCAGGAAAACCCUGAUGACUAUCGCGAUCGGAUUAUACAGUCGGCUCGUAAACGAUUUUACAAAGAGCUGCGAAAUUCAGCAGGCCGUGCGGAUGACAUGCAAUCAGGUAUACGACAAUCGUCGGGAUCUGGAUAUCUGGUUACUAUUGUCACCGCAUCUGAUCCGACGGCCAUUCAUCACAUCGAGGGACGGCUUUUUCAGAUCAUAGGCCCAACCGAUGGCCGCAAACGUGUCUAUGAAUACCGUCGACGGGUUAAAGGAGUCGAUCGCACCAAACUCUGA